Molecule: messenger RNA, 1206 nt
Organism: Spizellomyces punctatus DAOM BR117
Lineage: Eukaryota; Fungi; Chytridiomycota; Chytridiomycetes; Spizellomycetales; Spizellomycetaceae
Exons: 4
Coding region: 1-1206 (401 amino acids)
Biological process (GO): G protein-coupled receptor signaling pathway
Cellular component (GO): membrane
Molecular function (GO): G protein-coupled receptor activity
Source: RefSeq, a predicted model, not a curated record
AUGCGCCGAGAAACAAGUCCACCACCAACGCUCCCUCCACCUGGCCCAGACGGCUACUACUACCUUCCUAGCGGGACUAUCCCGCUAGGAAUGAUCCAAGGAUGGUAUUACCUUCCGUUCCAUCUUACGCCCUUACAAAUGGGGUUUGACGCCGUCCUUCUGGUGUUGAGUAUGGUCAACAUGGGAUUGGGGUUCUUGUUCUGGAAAUGCUCGAGGAAGGUCCCGUGGACACCGGCUAAAUGGCUGAUUUUGAACAUGGUCUUUAUAGACUGGUUACAGACCAUCUUCAAUACCUUCUGGCUACAAGCUCCCACCAUCUUUAUUGGACAUCAUCUCGCAGGCCGCAUAAUGUGCCAGGUCAUGGGCUUCGUAAGCACUGUCUGGGGUGCCGCCAGCCAACAAGCCGUCUUCCUGUUCACUCUCGAACGAUACAUUACCAUCGUUCAUGGGUUCUCAUUCACUUUCAAGCAUGUCCGAAUGGCCAUCAUCAAUGUAUGGUUUUCGGCCAUUAUUCUGGGUAUUUUUCCGUUUGCGGCGCAGAGACAUGCCGCUGUGGCUCCUAGUGGGUUGUAUUGUAAUCCACCAUGGAGCAAUGGCGGGGAUUGGGUCGGGAUUUUUAUAGGAGUGUGCGGUGUCGGGUUCAUUGGAAUGAACAUGGUCGGCGUCGUAUGGAUGUAUACAAGAAUUUACGCCAAGUUUCAAUCUACCAGCAAAGAAGUUGCAGCAGCGAUGCGGGACACAUUAUCCCACACUAAAUCGUACAAGUCCGCCGAAGCCACGGAUGAUGAUGCUUCUUUUCCACGAUGUGCAUCGUCCCUCCCACCCCCAACCCUCACAUCAACGGCACCGUCUACAAGCGGAAUCGUGCAUCCCACCCGAUCCGUCAUGGGCGCUCAGCUAGACCGAUCCACCGAAACCCGAGAUUUAUCCUUCCGCCUCGCCAUGCAAUCUUUCAUCAUUAUCAUAACAUAUUUCUUGUCCAUGUCCCCCAUGUGGAUAUCGAUAGGCAUCCAUCUAUUUACGCAGAUGCCGCCGCCUGCUUGGUGGGAUUAUGUCGCGAUCACAUCAGCGCAUUUAUACGCGGUUAUGAACCCGGUGCUUUUCCUGACUUUGAACAAGCACUGGACUGUAGCGAGGACAGAGGUCCUGAUGGAGUGGAGGGGGUGGAUCAGAAAGGUGGCUGGGCGUUCGAGGGAUGAAGCGUAG